Porites lobata is the source of this 639-nucleotide messenger RNA. NCBI's taxonomy places the organism in Eukaryota, Metazoa, Cnidaria, Anthozoa, Scleractinia, Poritidae. The record is from the annotation of a GenBank genome assembly.
AUGAAGUCGGACGUCAACCGUCUUCCUUCGACACUAGUCCGAAUGCCUACUGUCACUGCUUGGCUUAACAUGUCGGAGAGAGGAAUCCUCAGCCGUCUAACGAAACGUGGCGAGGGACCACCGCUUAAUGUCACCAUACCUGGAAACACCAUCCAGCCCCCUCCCGUUCCAGGAAUGGGUUCAGUUGCUAUCCAGCCAAAGGUCCAGCCCUUAGUGUUGGGCGGUGGCAUUAUCAUGCCCCCUGUACAAAUCAGAGCAGGACCCCUGCACUACACUACAAGCUCUGUGUACCGCGCUCCACCCGUAACAGGCAGCAAUGCAACCAUCACAGUCCAGCCACCUCCACCAACUACUCUAUUGCUUUCGGCCUCCACUGCCACGUCAAGUCAGGCCAAGCCCGGGUUCGUGCAGAAUAUACCUAAACCAGGCUCUCCUAUGAUCAGUCAUCACGUAAACUCGCCCACCCCCACACAGUACGUCACUACUCUUCUUACCAAGCCCGCUGUGACUGCGGCAUCCGCUGUACCACAAACAGCGUCGGCUCCUGUCAGCUCUGGAGCCAUUCUUACUCCGGUCAUCAAUAGCGUUUACAGUUUGAGCUCUGGCCAAACCGGAACCGAGUCUCCCCGCAGCGGUACA